UCACGACACCCCAGUCUGUAAUAACCCGUAGCGAUUAAUGUACAGGAAGGAAUAUCGUAAAAUCGACAUUAUGUUAAACGUUGUGAUAAAUGCAACUGUUAAUUAUAUACUGUAUAGAAAUUAGGAAAAGGGAAGGCUAUAUACGGCGCCCACCCAUCAGUUAAAUUGACAAAAGUAUAAUAUAUACGGUUCACGUUUGAAGUGGAUGGCUCAUAUUCAAAGUUGACAUUUUCUUUAUUGUUUAAUUUAAUUAGUGUACAUAUAUUAUUGGUGUAUUGGAAUACAAAAAUUAAAUUUCGGACAUGUAAGAAAAGUGGUUACUAAACAAAAUUUGACACACAAGUAUUAUUCCUUUUUACAUAUGUUGUAAAGUCUUACAACGGCAAAACGAGACUUUAAUCGUAUGGCAGUACACUCACGCCAAAGAGGGACCUUCGUUUGACUAUGCAGACAGUAUAAAUACGUAUGUACACAGCCAAGUCCAGACGGAGCGAGGACGUUUAAUUUGAUGUUUCAUGUUAGUAGAGUUCUAAGAUGACAUCACUAUGUGAAAGAUGACGUCAGAUUUUUGUGAAGUUUGUGAGUUACCAGAACUUCCAAUAGAUCCAUUAACAAUCUGGGAACAUAUACCCUGCCCACUAGAAGAAUUUAAGGAAGAUUUAUUCUCUAACGAUUUACUGACCAAACUGGGACCAGAAAAAGGGAUGUCAAUAAUUCUGAAUAUAGCUAAAAGAUGUGAUAUUAAAGUGCCAAAACUAUUUCCAACAUCGGGUCACGUGAGUGGGGCUUGGAUUUUUGACACUUGUGGUCAGGACUGUAUCUCUACUACUGUUGGAAUUUGUCUUUCUGUUCUCCUAGUCAUGGUUGUAAUAACACUAGCAGGGUUUGCAAGGCGUGAGUGUGGUUGGUUCCAGUUAUCACGUGAUAAGUAUGUCAUUGAACAUAUAAGUACAAUUAUAUCCGAAGAUGGUAAUGGAAGUGAAUACAAAUUUACAACGAAAAGUCAGGAUGAUGAGUUAUCGUCAAUAUAUGUUGCUAGAUGGUUCAAGAUUUUUGUUGCAGAUAACUGCUCAGACAACGAACAUUCCAUUCACAAACAUUCAUCCGAUUCUCGCUGUAUCUGUAAACGUUUAGCAGAACAUAUAUAUGAAGACAUUGACAGUUGCAAAGGCGAAAAUGAGAAUACAGGGAUUCUUUCAAAGUCGUAUCGAAAAUACUGCAACACAGAUGAAGAUUUAGUGCUAAUGAAACAAGAAGGAAAUGAAUGUGAUUCAACAGCGGAAAUAUGUAGCAAUAACAUUUCCAACUUUCCCUCAAAUGACUAUGAAACACUGAAGAAACCCAGAAAUAACAAAGAUGCAAAUGGUGUCGAUAAUAACAAUCCGGUUUGUUUUAACGAAUCACCGAAUGAAUUGUAUUUACGACAAAUAGAUGAGAAUGAAUGCAUUGUUUUGCUCUCUAAUGACACUUACAAUAUAAAUAGCUUUGAACGUCUCAAUUCAAAUAUCUCCGCACAUUCUGGGACACCACUUCUUCGAAACGAUUCUUCUGAGUCAGAUUCAAUGAAUGCUGUUACCUAAACUUUUUCGUUUUGCAAUAAAACUAUAUAUAUUUUUUUAAUUAAAUGAAGUAUUUUAUUACAGCAAA
This is a messenger RNA of Mytilus californianus (California mussel), 1647 nucleotides long. RefSeq lists its product as uncharacterized. The record is from RefSeq and is a predicted model, not a curated record. Bases 555 to 1580 code for a protein of 341 amino acids. Lineage: Eukaryota; Metazoa; Mollusca; Bivalvia; Mytilida; Mytilidae. The transcript is spliced from 6 exons.